AUGGCGUCUGCUGCUCCUUCUCAUGUCACAGAGACCAUUGCCGACCGCAAAAAGCAGCGGGAAUUGGCCGAAGCCCGGCAAUCCGGUGCCAUGGCUCCGGCCGUCGACGUCAAGACGGGCGCCAUGAUCAAUCCACACAAUCCCGACUUUAUCACCAAACGACCCUGGUAUUUGGGAGGCAAUGAUACCGGACCAUCCUUGGACCAUCAAACGGUGGCCAAAGAUGCCAAGGACCGAGUGACACUGACCUUGAAUUCGGCCGAUUUGCUGGUCAAGGAAGAACGUCGCAAACUCAAGGAGAAACAAAAAAAGGGAAAAUUCGAAGCCGGCAUGUGGGUAGAGGCCAUGAGAAACAAUAAGGGACCAUAUCGAAUAUGUCAAAUCGUCAAGAUUGCCAAAAAGGGAACCCAAUUCGACCUCAAAUACGAAGACGGCAAGAUCGAACGCAAGGUCAAAUUCAAGCCCAGCAAGAAGAAACUAUUCAACAAACCACGCAUCCGCAUGACCAAGACGGGAGCUCGAUCCAUUCACAUUGAUGUGGAAAAGCAUGGCCACGAAAGUUAUGACUCGAAACGCGACACUUAUCAUGGAUACGAACACGAGACCCACACCAAACGCAUUGAAAAGACCUUUGCCGAAAGGGAAGAAAUGCGAAAGCAACUCCGAGAAAAGAAAAAGAAGGAACGCGCGGAAAAUCCAGAUGCUCAAAAGGAAAAAGAUGUCGUUUCCGAUUCGGACUUGGACUCGGAUGUCGAAAGUGGAGAUGAUUCCGAUGAUGACUUUGUCCAGAAUGAUGAAGCGGACAGAGUCUUGACCACGCGCCUUGCCCGUCAAGGUGGUGUGGGUGGUGCUCAAAUGAAGGUGACGGCUCGUAACUUGAGAAUUCGAGAAGAUACGGCCAAGUAUCUACGAAACUUGGAUGCCAACUCGGCGUAUUACGAUCCAAAGUCGAGGUCCAUGAGACAAAAUCCCAAUCCGGAAAUUCCCAACGACGAAGCGCAAUUUGCCGGAGACAAUUUUGCCCGCAUUUCGGGAGACGCUGUCAAUUUGGCACAGACGCAAAUGUUUGCCUGGGAUGCCACGGAAAAGUCGGGGACGGAAGAGUUGCAUCCACAAGCCAAUCCAUCGCAAGUGGAAUUGCUCAAGAAGAAAUUUCAAAAGAAGUCGGUAGAUUUGGCCGUGCAAAAGAAACGCAAGGUCCUGGACAAGUAUGGGGGACAAGAAUACUUGGACGGAUCGGGUGGAUUGGCAACGGCGGUCGACGAAGAAGAUAAUAAUGCUGCUGCUUCCAGACAACAAGACAAGAUUCGGUUUGGAGUCAGUACGGUCAAUCAAAAAUAUAGCCGAGAUGGUAGUAUACUCAAGGGAGGUUUGGCCAAACCCAAACAAGUGGCGCUCGAAUCCAAAUACGAAGAGGAUAUCCAUCCAAAUGGACACACCUCUGUAUGGGGAUCCUACUUUCAUAUGGGGGCCUUUUCGUGGGGGUAUGCUUGCGAUCACUCCUUAAUCAAGAAUUCCUAUGGAACUGGGUUGAAUGGACGCAAGGCCAAUGACAAAGCACUUUUGAUGAAAUACGGAACGGGUGUGGCUGGUUCUGCCGCCUUGGCGCAGGCAAGAGGCAUGCUCAAGGCCGCGCCUUCGGGACAACGAGGACAGGCAAAUGGCAAUUUUGAACCGCCUAACAAUCGAUCCAAACUAUAUGGCGAAGCGGAUCCAAAAGCCAAAAUUGACCAAAAUGAGGUCAAGGCUGCUUUGGAAGGUUACGACAAGAAACAAGAAAGCGAGGACACCCGCAAACGCAAGUACAAUUCGGUCGAGACUAAUGUGGAUGUCACGGAAGCCGAAAUGGAAGCCUAUCGGUUGCGCAAGGAGAAAUCGGCCGAUCCGAUGGCCAAGAUUAGUUCGGAUGAAUUGCUAGAUUAUAAAUAA
Molecule: messenger RNA, 1929 nt
Organism: Cylindrotheca closterium
Lineage: Eukaryota; Bacillariophyta; Bacillariophyceae; Bacillariales; Bacillariaceae
Source: the annotation of a GenBank genome assembly